This is a messenger RNA of Saitoella complicata NRRL Y-17804, 766 nucleotides long. RefSeq lists its product as uncharacterized. The transcript is spliced from 3 exons. The record is from RefSeq and is a predicted model, not a curated record. NCBI's taxonomy places the organism in Eukaryota, Fungi, Ascomycota, Saitoellomycetes, Saitoellales, Saitoellaceae. The coding region runs from base 32 to 553 and encodes 173 amino acids.
AACCAAAUCAACAACCAACUGAAAGCUCAUCAUGACCGCCGCUUCCUAUUCUAAGGCUUCCGACAGGCCCAUCACGUUUCAGACACUUGGCACCACCAUCCUCUACGGUUGUAUUGCCGGCGCAAUCGGUGUCGGAGUUAUGACUGCCGGUGAAAAGAUCGAACAACUCAUCUCCAGCCGUCCCGACUCCUACGUCCCCGCUCACACCCUCGAGCGCCUCCUCGGUCUCCCCGACAAGCCUGAUUCGGAGCGUUGGGGUCUCAAUCAUGUCAUGCACUACGGGCAGGGAGCUUGCGCUGGUGCGUUAAGGGCUUUGAUGAGUCUGUAUGGGAUUAGGGGACCUUUCGCGAAUUUCAUCUUUACAUGUAUGCGGUUGUGCGUUGAUCAGACGUUGGAGAACCUUACCGGUGUUGGUGCGCCGCCGUGGACUUGGCCUGUUUACGAGCAGUGGAUCGAUGUGUUGCACAAGGGCGUAUACGCUUUCGCUACCGGGUACAUCACCGACACCUGGUUCCCUGGCCAGUGGGUCGUUAUCGACGGAGACAAGAGGUGAGGUGAUGCGAUUUCACAAGAGAUACCGUGAAACCCACGUAGGGCAAGAGAGUGUACGAUAAGCAUGACAAGAGUAUUAAUAUACCCGGAGUCAGUCUUGGUGAGUCCCGACGAGGUCCGCCACGGCGAUGCCAACUACAAAGGCGUACCGUACUAGUACUGUGAUGAUAGCAAGAAGUUCAUAGUAAUAUUCCAAGGUGAAUAAUAUCGUCCU